UCUUAUAGCGAUUAAUCACCGACGGCACUGGGAGUCCAUUAAUUUAAUAGCGGAAUUGCUUAAUGAAUGUCUGGUGAGUAUUGGCAACACUUCAGCACUGUUAUGUCAGGGAACUGGCGAUUGUGGGUACGAUUGGGAAAGAUUAGUGACAUUUGCGCGUUUGGCUACCAGUGCUCAUAUAGCACCACAACUAAGACGUAAAGCCCACUUCACCUCAUUUGUCUCGUGUAAUUAUGUGCAGUGGUUUAGGAUGGGGUCGGGAUUACAUAACGGACGAUAGUAGGAAUGUCAUGUCCAGUCAUAAUGGCGUAUAUAUGCCUGUCCGGUCAUAUUUUGUUUAUGGACAGUUGUGUGGCCCUGGUACUUCGGUUUGAAUGUCCACAAUGCGGAUCAGUUAUGAUACCUUUUGCUGAGACAC
Molecule: messenger RNA, 418 nt
Organism: Oppiella nova
Lineage: Eukaryota; Metazoa; Arthropoda; Arachnida; Sarcoptiformes; Oppiidae
Source: the annotation of a GenBank genome assembly